CUCACACGACCUAUCGUGCGUAGCUUUGUGAAAGCAUCGGAGUGAUCAACCGACUGCUGCCUCAGACUCAACACCUGGGGCCGGGCUGCGGAGCGCGUUCACGCAACCAAACUCAACCACGGGGCAUCAGUUACCAGCCGCUCGCACGCAGCCGCUGUAGCUAGCUCAAUUAAGGCCCGCUCGGCUUAGUCCACCGAGCGCCCAGCCAGCUGGGAAAGACCGCCCUCGCCCCCGGAGUCGCCAUCGACAGCUGACGAGCAGUCGACCGUCCGCCCUCUGGCCCUAGCGAGUGGCCGUCGCCAAAGCGCCUUCGGCGGCAGCAAUGCUGCGGCCGGCGCGCCCCAUUCCCUCGUGGAGUCAGACCGGGCGGCAACAGUACGACGGCGAGCGCGCCGGGCGGGCCAGGUUCAUGGUGGACGCGCACGGCUACACUGAGGAGCAGGCGGCGUGCGCCGACAUCAACAGCCCCUAUGCGCAGGACCCGCGCCUAAUCGCCCGCGCCCUCAUCCACGGCACGGCGGCUGGAGAGGCUGGCGCCGCGGCCGCAGCGCCCCAGUACGGGGCCGCCGGCCGCCGCGAGCGGCGCGGUGUGCCGGCCGCGGCGGCUGAGAGCGAGGAGCUGGGCCGCCUGCUGUUCCCCCGAGCCCGCACCCGGCGGCUUGACGAGACCGCCUCCGAUCUGGGGGGGCGGCGCGUGCGCAGGGCUGAGGAGGGACCGGACGGAGUGCUGGAGUACCUGGGCGCGCUGGCGCGGCCGCGGUACUUCCGCGUGCAGUGGAGUGACGGCGAGGAGCAGCAGCUGACGCUGGCGGAGGCGCGUCGGUUGCUCGCAGACUAGGUUGGCGGGGAGUGAGGAGGGUCGGGCAGGGGGCUAUUCAGAGGUUCACGAGGGAGAGGGCUAGGGGGGCGAGCGCUGGGGGGGGCAGUGGGCUUUGUGCAGCGGCUCGCAGCCUGUCUCCACCACGGCUUGGUCAGGCCUUGAGCGUCAGCCUGCCGCACCUACGCCAGAGGCGAUUCAGCGGACUGGGCUAUGGGAGGCAGUGAGCGGAGCCAGGAGCCGCCAUGGCCAUGCAUUGCCCCCAGCGGAAGGGCCGGGACAGCCGGCGCCUUGAGGAGUGUCAGCAUUUAGUAGGAGUAGCGAACGUACGGCUGUGGGGGCAGGUGGGAUUAGGCAGAGCAUGUUAGUUCAGGAGUAGGUAGGGUGCAGGCCCAAACCGCGGGACCAUAUGCGUGCGAAGUUAUGUGUGAGGCCCAACUACGGGACCUAAUGCGUGCCGUCGGUUGGCUGCGUGCGUGUGCUCGUGCCCUUGCUGUGCGUGCUGCCACCGGUCACUCGUACAACCAUGCCGUCGUUAGAACCCCGGACAUGUUUGUGGGGGGGACUUCAGCCCCCGGUGGCAGCCCUAGAGCAAAACAUGGCUGGGGCGUGACAGCUGUCGUGCGCCGUUGCCGGCGUGUGUCAUUCACCGGCAACCAGUGCCUGGGUAUGAGUCAUGAGGCGGUUAACAGUGUGUGAACUUGGGAGCGGGAAGUUACCCCAGCGGUUGAGAACUGGCGAGCUGUGGGUGGGUUGUGCGAACUACGUCUCGAUGUGUGGCUAGGGGUUUGGCGUCUGUGGUUUAGUUGUAGCCGUGUGACGGUGGUGUUUCUCUGGCUCUGGCGUCACCUUCGCCUGCACUGCGCAGGGCGAAGGCUCAUGGGCUCGUGUUGGGAGGCGUUGGGCAGCUGGUCAUGCGGGCGCUGAGCUGAGGAGGAGCUGCGUUGGGGGUCUGUUUGCCGUGGUGCUUUAUAAGAGUGUGCUCAGGGGAGCUUGGGGUCCAGGUUUCGUAGACGGGCGGUUGGCUUGCCCUGCUGGGAGGCGAGCGUAGGGUGUCGGGCAGGGGGCCGCCCAUGCUGGAGGCGGUGGCUCCCUAGUCCCGCAACACCGGCCCUGGCCCGGUGUUGCGGUGUUGCUCUCUCUCACACGACCUAUCGUGCGUAGCUUUGUGAAAGCAUCGGAGUGAUCAACCGAC
Molecule: messenger RNA, 2012 nt
Organism: Chlamydomonas reinhardtii
Lineage: Eukaryota; Viridiplantae; Chlorophyta; Chlorophyceae; Chlamydomonadales; Chlamydomonadaceae
Exons: 2
Coding region: 323-838 (171 amino acids)
Source: RefSeq, a predicted model, not a curated record